CCCUCGACACUGAAUAAAAGAACCACACGCUUGUAUCUGAGCACGACGCAGACUCUUCCACUGCGCCUGCCCGCGGUCCACCAGGGACUGUGCAGGGAUCUCCCUGUUUAUUCAGAGGCCAGGAGAGAUCAUCCCGUCUUUCUCGUCGGUGCCUAACAGACGGCAGAGCUGCAGUUCAGAGGGUAGCUUAGCUGUGCUGUUUUUUACGUCGCUGGGACGCCAGCAAUGAGGGUGAAUGCAAAAAUAAAAUAGGCAGAAUUUCAAACACCCUACAAGCACUAGGGUGAAAAGGAAAGGAUAUAGCAUUCAAGCGACCGAGUCAACGCGCGUCCCUUCUAUUCAGUUUGGCUUUCUACUGAGAAGGAGCGACAGAUUCCCCUGCAAACAUGGGUAACCAGGGGAUGGAGGACCUGAUUCCUCUUGUCAACAAAAUGCAAGAUGCAUUCUCGGCCAUCGGACAAAAUGCCAAUCUGGACCUACCCCAGAUUGCUGUGGUGGGCGGUCAGAGUGCAGGGAAAAGCUCGGUGCUGGAGAACUUCGUGGGCAAGGACUUCCUCCCCCGUGGAUCUGGCAUCGUCACCCGCCGGCCCCUGGUCCUGCAGCUCAUCAACUGCCCCGCAGAGUAUGCAGAGUUUCUUCACUGCAAAGGGAAGAAGUUCACAGACUUUGUUGAGGUGCGACAAGAGAUCGAGGCGGAGACAGACCGUGUCACUGGGCAAAAUAAGGGCAUUUCUCCCGUGCCCAUCAACCUACGAGUCUACUCCCCCAAUGUAUUGAACCUGACUCUGGUGGACCUGCCGGGGAUGACCAAGGUGCCGGUGGGGGACCAGCCGUCGGACAUUGAGCAGCAGAUCAAGGAAAUGCUGAUGCAGUUCGUCACCAAGGAUAACUGCCUGAUCCUCGCCGUCUCUCCAGCCAAUGCGGAUCUGGCCAACUCGGACGCCCUCAAGAUCGCCAAAGAGGUCGACCCACAGGGUCAGAGGACCAUUGGAGUGAUCACUAAGUUGGACCUGAUGGAUGAAGGAACUGACGCUCGAGAGAUCCUGGAGAACAAGUUGCUACCGUUGCGAAGAGGUUACAUUGGCGUGGUGAACCGCAGUCAGGCCGACAUCGAUGGCAAGAAGGACAUCCAUGCUGCCAUGGCAGCCGAGAAGAAGUUCUUCAUGUCGCACCCCGGAUACAGGCACUUGGCCGACCGCAUGGGGACCCCGUACCUGCAGAAAGCCCUCAACCAGCAACUGACCAAUCACAUCCGCGACACCCUGCCUGCUCUACGGUCCAAGCUGCAGAGUCAACUGCUGUCCAUUGAGAAGGAGGUGGAGGAGUACAAGCACUACAGGCCAGAUGACCCCUCACGCAAGACCAAAGCCCUGCUCCAGAUGGUGCAGCAGUUCUCAGUGGACUUUGAGAAGCGUAUCGAGGGCUCAGGGGAUCAGAUCGACACCGCCGAGCAGGGAGGUGCCAGGAUCAACCGCAUCUUCCACGAGCGCUUCCCCUUCGAGCUUGUAAAGAUGGAGUUUGAUGAGAAGGAGCUUCGUAAGGAAAUCAGCUAUGCCAUCAAGAACAUCCAUGGCAUCAGGACCGGUCUCUUUACCCCAGAUCUGGCCUUUGAGGCCAUAGUGAAAAAGCAGAUCCAAAAGCUUCAGGUGCCCGUGCUUAAGUGCAUAGAUAUGGUGGUGAGCGAGCUAACGUCCACCAUACGAAAGUGUAGCGAGAAGCUUGCUCAGUACCCCAUGUUAAGGGAGGAGAUGGAGAGGAUUGUCACCCAGCACAUCAGAGAUCGCGAGAGCCGCACCAAAGAACAGGUGCUGCUGCUGAUUGACGUUGAGCUUUCCUACAUGAACACCAACCAUGAGGACUUCAUUGGGUUCGCCAAUGCACAGCAGAGAAGCGCUCAAAAGGUCGGAGGAGGGAAGAAAGCUACUGGAAAUCAGCAAGAUGAGAUAAUGGUGAUCAGGAAGGGUUGGCUCACCAUUAACAACAUCGGCAUCAUGAAGGGCGGAGCCAAAGAGUACUGGUUCGUAAUGACAGCCGAGUCCCUGUCCUGGUACAAGGAUGAUGAGGAGAAAGAAAAGAAGUACAUGCUCCAGGUGGACAACCUGAAGCUGCGUGAUGUGGAUGCUGGAUUCAUGUCCAGAAAGCACAUCUUUGCCCUCUUCAACACUGAGCAGAGGAAUGUGUAUAAGGACUACCGGCAGCUGGAGCUGGCCUGUGAGACACAGGAGGACCUGGAUGGCUGGAAGGCAUCAUUCCUGCGCGCCGGCGUCUACCCAGAGCGUGCCGCUGACAAAGAAGGAAAGAGUGACACCUCGGAUGAGAAUGGCUCAGACAGCUUCAUGAACUCCAUGGACCCCCAGCUGGAGCGCCAGGUGGAGACCAUCCGCAGCCUGGUGGACUCCUACAUGGGCAUCGUCAACAAGACCGUCCGGGACCUCAUCCCCAAGACCAUCAUGCACCUGAUGGUCAACAACACUAAGGAGUACAUUAAUCUUGAGCUGCUAGGCGCCCAGCUAUUGUACUUCGAUCUUGGGGACCAGAACUCCCCUGAUGGAGGUCCAGAACAGGCCAACACCCUUGACGAGAUGCUGCGCAUGUACUACGCCCUGCGCGAGGCGCUCAACAUCAUCGGCGACAUCAGCACCACCACCAUCACCACCGCCAUGCCCCCGCCCGUCGACGACUCCUGGCUGCAGGUGCAGAGCCGCCCCUGCUCCUCCAGGUCCCCUGCCACCAGCCCCACUCCUCAGAGACGAGGGCCCCCUCCAGGUCCCCCAGCACGUCCAGUGCGGGGCUCUGCGCCGGGACCCCCCCCUGGAGGCCCCCCCGUCCCCUCGCGCCCGGGGGCCUCACCUGACCCGGGACCCCCACAGGUGCCCUCGCGCCCCAACCGUGCACCCCCCGGCGUGCCCAGCCGCAGGCCGCCGCCCUCUCCCUCCAGACCCCACAGAGCCUCAGACUCCUCCUUCUUAGACUAUUAGCCCCUCCCACCGCCAUGGCCGACAGCAGGAGCACAGCUGCCUGCCCAAUCAAAACAGCUUACCUCUCCCAGCCACUCCCACAAGACCCACCCCUCAGUGUCUUCACACUCUUUUGCCUCGGAAAAACACGUGCACACAUACACACACACACACACACACACACACACACACACACACACACACACACACACGCACACACACACAUGGAGUGUGCAUGGAAAGAAGAAAAGGUUUGGGUAUCCUGUGCUUUCAGUAGUUAGAGGUUUUACUUUUUUUUUUUUAUUUGUUUUGUUUAUAUCUCUUUUUUUGCUCUCUUCUUCCCAUGAGCUGAAUGAAAGAAUGCUUUCUUCUUCCAAAUCAUCUUCCUUUCUUCUUCUUCUGUUUCUCGUUUCUGGUGUUUGGAAGUAGUGGGUUUGGCCCACGUGCUAAUGCUCGCGUUCUUGCCUGGGUCCGAUGCGUUAUCUCUGUCGCACAGCGACUUUCUGGCCGGUUGCCCUGCCCGGGGCGGACUUGGGCCGCAUGUGGGCCGCAUCCGCCCCAGCCGGCGCCAGCCUGAGGGUUUUGGGAUAACUGCAUCUCCUGAAGUGUGCUGUUUUUUUUUUGUGUUUGUUUGUUUGUUUAUAUCAAUGUGCCAUUUUUAAGUGUUCUCACGUCCUUGUCCGUUUUCUGCCUCUGCUGAGCUCUCACAGAUUUCUGAGGUGUCAGGACAGCCGCCACCGUGUUUUGUAAUUGGCUUUCACUAUCUGGCAAUCGAUACAUCACCGUCAAGGGUGCAGAAGAAAAUCUACUUACUAGCAGUAUGUAAUAGCACAAAUGGUUUCCUGUGACAAGCUGCUGAGCAGGAAACAGCUGUGGCAGUUCCUUCUGAUCCUGACAUCUCAGAGAUCCGAAUGUUCUACUCUUUCACACUCUCAUCUGUCCAUUCUGCACUCCUUUUUUCCUUUAUCCCUCCUUUCUUUGUCUUUUUUUCCCCCCAAUUUUUAUGUUCUAAUUUUAUUUAUUGUUUAUAUUGGUCAGCCGCCCCAGCAAGGGAAGCCCCUCUCGCCCCGAGAGCCCCCUGCCUCCGUUCGACUCUUGAUUUUCUUUCCCUUAUUCCUUCUUUUUCUUUUUUCCUCCUUCUAUUCCUCUCUUCCCUCUCUUCUGUGCUCUUCACAGCGGAAAAUGAGAGACUUGCAUCAAACUCC
This is a messenger RNA of Alosa alosa (allis shad), 4162 nucleotides long. RefSeq names its product dynamin 1a (gene dnm1a). Gene Ontology annotation, molecular function: microtubule binding; GTPase activity; GTP binding. The record is from RefSeq and is a predicted model, not a curated record. NCBI's taxonomy places the organism in Eukaryota, Metazoa, Chordata, Actinopteri, Clupeiformes, Clupeidae. Gene Ontology annotation, cellular component: microtubule; cytoplasm; membrane.